AUGUCUCAACCAGCCGGCGACAAUUCCGACCUCGGCUCGUCCAAGAGCACGCCUCAACAGCAAUCACAACCGCCGGCCGAUGACCAAUCCACCGUCAUCCAUGUGGACAAAAUCGAGGGCGCCAGCUCUGUUGAAACCUCAAUGGACCCGGUAGCGCCGACCGAACCAACCGAACUGAGUCGCUUCUCGCUUUCCGGCGCCGGCCACAUCUCGCUCGACGACGUCGAGGCCGUUGAUGUUCAAAUCCGCGGCCUGGCUGUCACCGUUGACACCUCGCCGUCAUGGUUCGACCCUGCGACCUACCCCGAGUUGGCACGGGCAAAGUUCAAUCCUGAACCGAGCUCCAAAACUCUGUUGCACCAUGUCAACGCCUCCCUGCACCCCGGGACCCUGACGGCCAUCAUCGGCGGCAGCGGGUCCGGAAAGACGACGCUGCUGAACACCAUGUCGGAACGCAUGGUAAGCGCACGUCUGGCCCAGGGCGGCUCCAUCACCUUCAACGGCGACGAAGGGAUUCACGGCGCUCGGCACGCCUAUGUCAUGCAGCAAGACGUCCUCCUCCCCACCCUGACGGUGCGGGAGACGCUGCGAUAUUCCGCCGACCUGCGACUGCCGCCACCCACGACGGCCGAGGAGCGGAUGCGCAUUGUGGAGGAGGUCAUCCUCGAACUGGGACUCAAGGAAUGCGCCGAUACAAGGAUAGGAAACAGCCAGCACAGGGGGUGCUCCGGAGGCGAGAAGAGGAGGGUCAGCAUAGGCGUCCAGAUGCUGGCGAACCCCUCGGUCCUUUUCCUCGACGAACCGACGACCGGCCUGGACGCCACGAGCGCUUUCCAGCUCGUGCGCACGCUGAAGAGGUUGGCGACCAAGGGCAGGACCAUCAUCACGACCAUCCACCAGCCGCGGUCGGAGAUUUGGCAUCUGUUCGACAACCUCAUCAUCCUGACCAAGGGAAGCCCCGUGUACUCGGGCCCCGCCGGCGAGUGCCUGCCGUGGUUCGACCGCAUGGGCUUCAAGCUGCCGCCCUUUGUCAACCCGGCCGAGUUCCUCAUCGACAUCGCCGCCAUAGACAACCGUACGCCCGAGCUCGAGGCCGAGACAACGGCGCGGGUCGACCGGCUCAAAAGCGCGUGGGUCAGCGAGAGCGAGAAGAGGUUCGAGCCUUCCGAGAAGGUCGUCCAGGCCGUGGGACGACGGCCAGGCGCCAGGCCCGGGACCAACAAGCACGCCACGUAUGGGCGGCAAAUCAAAGUCUUGACCGACAGAACCUUCAAGGUCACGUAUCGCGACCCGAUGGGCAUGCUGGCGUCCAUCUUGGAAGCGGUCCUCAUGGCUGCCGUCACCGGAUAUAUCUUCUUUGACCUGCCCAGGGAUCUCUCCGGCAUCCGCUCUCGGCAGGGCGCUCUCUACACCUGCACAGGUCUCCAGGGAUACCUUACGCUCAUGUUCGAGGUCUACCGGCUCACCGUCGACAUACCGACGUUCGACCGAGAGCACAGCGAGUCUUGCGUCGACGCAGUCCCGUUCCUUGUCUCCCGCCGGCUGGCCCGCCUCUUUACCGAAGACCUGCCCGUCCCCUUCCUGUUCUCCGUCAUAUACUAUUUUUUGUGUGGCUUCGAACCAGACGCCGGCCAGUUCUUUGUCUUCUUCGCCAUCACCCUGCUCACUCACUACAUCGCCGUCACAUGCGCCGUCACCUGCGUGGCCGCGUCGAGGAAUUUCCCGGGCGCCAGUCUGAUUGCGAACAUGGUAUUCACCCUGCAGAGCAUGGCCUGCGGCAUGUUCAUCCAGGCGAAUUCGAUCCCAGUCUACGUGCGCUGGCUGAAGUGGAUCACGUAUUCGUUUUACUCGUUUGGUGCCUAUUGCGGUAAUGAGUUUGAAGGGAACUUCUACGACUGCCCGGCCGAAGGCGGCAUUUCGAAUCCGGAAUGCGCACAGUACACCGGUCGUUUCAUCAUGAACUCCCUUGGCUUCCCGAGCAACUGGGUCUGGAGGCCUAUCGUCGUCAUGGAGGCCUUUAUCGUCUUCUUCUGCGUCUUGUCGGCCGUCGGACUCCAGUACAUCAGGCAGGAAAUGACGAUCGCGCGCGCGAGGAACUCUGACACCGAUCUGUCGGCCGGGAAGGAGAAGAUGACGGCGCGGUCCAUCUCCGAGGUCCGCACCAUCAACGUGGAGCUGGACGGCUUUGCGCUGGCCCUGGACAAGAGGGCGCCUUCGGGGAAAAGGCUACCGACGAAGACGAUCCUCAACCCCAUCGACGCCACUUUCCAUGCCGGCAAGCUGAACAUCAUCAUGGGGCCUUCCGGCAGCGGCAAGACGUCCCUCCUGAACGCUAUGGCUCUGCGGCUCCAUAACAGCAUCAGCACGCGCCAUCUCCCUUCUGGAAGGCUUACGUUCAACGGUGCCUUGCCGUCCAACUCGGUCGUCCGCUCGGUGUGCUCGUACGUUUGCCAAGACGACGACGCGCUUCUGCCGUCCCUGACGGUGCGUGAGACACUCCUGUUCUCUGCCGGGCUGCGGCUUCCAUCACAUAUGAGCAAGGAGGAGAAGGCUAGACGGGCGGAGGAGGUGCUGCUCAAGAUGGGACUCAAGGACUGCGCGGACAACCUGGUCGGGAACGAGCUCGUCAAGGGCAUCUCGGGGGGCGAGAAGCGACGGGUCACAAUUGCCGUGCAGCUCCUCAGCGACCCCCGUGUGCUGCUCCUUGACGAGCCGACCAGUGGCCUGGACGCGUUCACGGCGAGCUCCAUCAUGGAGGUGCUGCAGGGCCUCGCCAACGAGGGACGGACCCUCAUCCUCACGAUCCACCAGGCCCGCUCCGACCUGUUCAGGCAUUUUGGCAACGUCCUGCUCCUCGCACGCGGCGGCUCCCCCGCGUACGCCGGUCCCGCCAAGGACAUGCUGGCCUACUUUCUGCGCCAGGGGUUCGAAUGCCCCACGCACAGCAACCCGGCCGACUUUGCGCUCGACCUCAUCGCGAUCGACCUGCAGCACGAGGCGAGGGAGGCCGAGAGCCGCGAAAAGGUCAGGAAGCUGGUGGACGCGUGGCGGAGAGAAGCCGAGGCGGCGCCGGGCGAAAAGACGGACGAGAAGACGGGCCGGCUGUCCGGCAUUGACGAGGAAGACGGAACAGCCCAACAACAGGCCGAGCCCACGACGCAAGCCCGAGAUGCGAUUACGAGGGCUUCUAGCUCGGCCGACCGCGCCGCCGCCGUCCGAGGGCCGCGCGGGUCCUUCAACAAGACGAGCCUCGCGACGCCGGCCGAGCUGGGCGCCCUCGUCCGCAAGCGCGCGUCCUUCCUGACGGCGUUCCCGCUCCUCCUCCACCGCGGGCUCAUCAACUUCCGGCGGCAGCCGCCGCUGCUCCUCGCGCGCAUCAUGCAGGUGGCCGGGCUCGGCAUCGUCCUCGCGCUAUUCUUCUCGCCGCUCAAGAACGACUACUACUCGGUGCAGAACCGCAUGGGGUUCGUGCAGGAGGUCGGGGCGUUCUACUUCGUGGGCAUGCUGCAGAACGUGGCCGUGUACCCGGCGGAGCGCGACGUCUUCUACCGCGAGGACGACGACGGCGUGUACAGCGUCGAGGCCUUCCUGGCGGCGUACUCGUUGCUGGAGCUGCCGUUCGAGAUCAUCAGCUGCCUCAUCUUCGGAGUGCUGGCGGACCUGGCGGUGGGGUUCCCGCGGACGGUCACCAUGUACUUUGUCUGCGUCUUCUCGUGCUUCGGCAUCGUGUCGUGCGGCGAGUCGGUUGGCAUCAUGUUCAACACGCUCUUCGGCCACACGGGCUUCGCCGUCAACAUCACAUCCGUCGUCAUGUCAAUAGCCAACACGAUGGCGGGGAUCCUAUCCAUCGAUAUGCCCAGGGUAUUCAACAUCUUCAACUACCUGUCGCCGAUCCGGUACGCGACGCGGGCGAUGGCGCCCUACAGUCUCGAGUCAGUGACCUUCACGUGCACCGACGGACAGAGGUUGCCGGACGGGCGGUGUCCCGUCGAGACGGGCGAAGACGUGCUGAACCUGUACAAGCUAAACGUGGACCCUAAAGUCAACAUUGCGGCGCUGGCCGGGUGCGUCAUCGUCUACCGGCUCGUCGCGUGGGCACUGUUGCGAAGUGUGCGGACGCGUUUGGACGGGUCGAAGAAGAGAGGUUAG
Molecule: messenger RNA, 4149 nt
Organism: Colletotrichum graminicola M1.001
Lineage: Eukaryota; Fungi; Ascomycota; Sordariomycetes; Glomerellales; Glomerellaceae
Product: ABC transporter
Exons: 2
Coding region: 1-4149 (1382 amino acids)
Cellular component (GO): membrane
Molecular function (GO): ATP binding; ABC-type transporter activity; ATP hydrolysis activity
Source: RefSeq, a predicted model, not a curated record